Molecule: messenger RNA, 2481 nt
Organism: Caenorhabditis auriculariae
Lineage: Eukaryota; Metazoa; Nematoda; Chromadorea; Rhabditida; Rhabditidae
Source: the annotation of a GenBank genome assembly
AUGCUUCACGAAUCAUUGCGUGAGGGAUACUAUGUAGUGGAAUUGAACAGAAGUGUCUGGAUGGUCCCCAACUACUACCAGAACCUCACGCCUAUCGGAACUGGAGCCUACGGAACUGUUUGGUAGGUUUCUUCCAGAUAUUACAACUUUUUUUAGUACUUCAACUCCCUGUGAACUUGUGGAAAGUGAAAUUCGCUAGUUAUUUUUAUUGAAACUUUCUUCAUUUCUGCAUGGUCUUUCGCUUUCAGCGCCGCCGAAUGUACAAGGACUGGCCAACGCGUCGCCAUCAAAAAGUUCAAUCGUCCAUUUCAAUCCAUUAUCCAUGCUCGCCGCACUUAUCGGUUGGUCUUCUUAGUGUUUGAUUCUUUUUUUGAAUUUCUAGUGAUAUCCAAACAUUUUUGUUUUACCCUUUUUACUUUUCGAGCUAUUUAUUUAAAUUUAAAAAGACUUAAUUUUAUCAAUUUUUCGAUUUCAAAAAUUUUCUAAAGUUUUCGUUAUAUUUAAUUUUUAACUAGAUAAGUCAUUAUCAUUGAAACGUCGAAAUGGUUGAAAUUUAUACCGAAAUUGUCACUUUUCGAUUUCCUUCGAUUUACUUCUUAAUAGAGCUCUUUUCUUGCAGCGAACUUCGUCUUCUGCGAUGCAUGCGACACGAGAACAUCAUCGACAUGCUCGACGUCUUCACUCCGAACGACACUCCCAAGGAAAUUGAGGACGUGUUCGUUUUACCUCAUCUUCCAAGAACUGAAUCUUCCAAUAAAUUGUUUCCAUUUCUCACUCUAUCUUUUCAGUUACUUCGUCUCGAUGUUGAUGGGGGCUGAUUUGUCGAACAUCUUGAAGAUUCAGCGGCUCAACGACGAUCACAUCCAAUUCUUAGUUUAUCAGAUCCUGCGUGGCCUCAAGGUUCAUUCAAAUGCGUUUUUCUUGAUUCUAGCGACAUUUUUCAGUACAUCCACUCGGCCGAUAUCAUCCAUCGCGACUUGAAACCGUCAAAUAUUGCUGUCAAUGAGGAUUGCGAACUGAAAGGUAUUUUGCGAUUAAAUGUUUUUUUCUAGCAAAAUUUUAUGGAAGGUCGUGACGUUUUCAAUAUCUUGUACUUGGAUCAGACUCAACGGAAGGGAUUUUCAUUAAAAAAAUAAUAUUGAAUUUUUCUGAAUUCCAAAUUUGGAGCUCAACCCCUUAACGUUUAGGGCUUUAUAUUUUCAAUUUAUAAAAUAGUAGAACCUGCGGCCAAAAAAAUUUUCUGUGGAAAAUUCCGUUCUUUCUAGAAGUUAUGUUAGCUGAAAAAAUGAAAAAUUUGUAUGUCAUACAUCUGAGAGAAGGAAAAUAAAGUUUUUCAGAUUCUGGACUUUGGCCUGGCGAGGCAGACGGACUCUGAGAUGACUGGAUACGUGGCCACUCGAUGGUACCGUGCUCCGGAAAUCAUGCUCAACUGGAUGCACUACACUCAGACCGGUUGGCUCUCCGUAUCUCUUUCAAUAACGAGAAACCAUUUUCAGUCGACAUCUGGUCAGUUGGAUGCAUUUUAGCCGAGCUGAUCACUGGAAAGACGCUUUUCCCCGGCUCUGACCGUUAGUCUUUUUCAGGAAAAUUGGAAAAAUGUCAUCGUUCUCAGAUAUUGACCAGUUGACGAGGAUAAUGUCAGUGGUCGGAACCCCAGACGAAGAAUUCCUCUCGAAAAUAUCUUCAGAAGAGGCGCGGAAUUACAUCAGGUAUACUGUGAAGCUUUUAAUCAGGCGCUAUAAUUUAUUUCCCCGGAUGAAUUUUCCAUUUUUCCUUUGAAUUGUGCAACAAAUAAUUAAUUUUUUUGACGAUUUCAUCAUGAACAUGAGCUUUCAUGAUGGACAACUCAUUUAUAAAAACGAAAAAAAUGAAAAAUAUACUUCAAGUUUUAUAAAGGUGAAAGGUGACGAUGCAUUUUUUGUUCACGUUACGUUUUUAUGCAUUAUCAAGUUUUUUUUUUCCCUAGGUUUUCUUAUUCAUUUUUCAAGCCUGAACUUUUGUGUUUUCUAAGUAUGAUCCUCACUCGUCUCAAGUGAUUGAAAAAUAAAAUGCUGCAGGAAUUUGCCGAAAAUGCCCCGGAGAGACUUCAAAAAACUGUUCUCACAAGCUUCACCUGCCGCCAUCGAUCUGCUGGAGAAGAUGCUGAAUCUGGAUCCGGACUACAGGUCGUUCUGGACUAUCGGACUCUUCGAAGAAGCUUUUUUCAGGCCCUCAGCACAACAGGCGAUGGAGCACGAGUAUCUGGCCGCGUAUCACGACGAGAGCGACGAGCCCAUCGCCGAGAACAUCGACCUGCACGAGGAGGUCGAGUCGAACAGCAUCGACGAGUGGAAGAAGAUCAUUUUUGACGAAAUCGAAGACUUCCAGGUCUAGAAGCUCUCUCUUUUCCUUCUCAUUCUUGUGUUUCAGAAGAACCACGUUUUCGACGAAAUGGAAGGAGAAGGUUUUGAAAAUGAGGAUUCGUCUUCUAUGGAGAAUUGA